Molecule: messenger RNA, 345 nt
Organism: Lachancea mirantina
Lineage: Eukaryota; Fungi; Ascomycota; Saccharomycetes; Saccharomycetales; Saccharomycetaceae
Source: the annotation of a GenBank genome assembly
AUGCCUCCAGUCAAGCAGGUCUAUGCUCAACACCAGCCUUCGAACUGGGAGAAGUUCAAAAUGGGUCUAAUGAUGGGUACCUCGGUUGGUAUUUGCACUGGUAUUCUGUUUGGUGGAUUUGCGAUUUUGACCCAGGGUCCAGGUCCUAGUGGCUAUAUAAGAACCCUCGGCAAAUACAUUGCGGGCUCUGCUGGAACAUUUGGUCUUUUCAUGAGUAUUGGAUCCAUUAUUAGAAGUGAUUUUGCCAUAGAAAUGGCUAGAGACAGCAGAAAUACGGUUUCUGCCACCGGUAUUAACGCUAGAAUGCUCAGAGAAAACUACGGCUUUUAUAACAAGACCAAUUGA